AUGCUACUCUCCACACCUCGAGAUAUACAGCUUCAGCCGCUCUCCGCGGGCGAUGUGGAAGACCUGAAGCUCAUUGUCAUGCAGGAAGGUGUCGAAGUGCUGUUUUAUGGGAUACAGGCGACGCUGCUGGUCGCCGCUUUGGCUGCUUUGACCAACGUCGUACAAAUGCCUUCGCUAGGACUCAACGCAGAAUUGGCCUUGCCAGAGCUGCUGAACAAGCUCAACAUUGCGUUCAUAGUGGCUACGCGAUUCAACCUAGUAUAUCAUGAGCGACACCAUUGUCGUCUGGCGGGUGUUGAUGCUCUAUCGGGGCAGCCGCCUCUCGGUGUCCUCGUCGAAUGCGUCACCUACAUCAAGGUCCCCAAGAACGGUCUCCAGUCAAGCGCAAUCAUGAUGGAAAUACCAUUGUUGAUCACCAACGCCGUCUCGACAAUCCUGGUGGCAAGGCUCGUCAGCGACUGGCGAAAAACUUCGCGAGCGGAGAGAAUCCUCAUAUUGCUGCUGGAGUCUGGGACGCUGUACUGCAUACUGUGGGUCGUCCGCUUCGGCAUCGACCUCUAUGAUGGUGCAGGUACCGUCUACCUUGUUUACAGUGGUAUUCUACCCACACUGAUCCUCCUCGUCGUGGCGAUGCGCCGCUCGGCUACGACGUCGCUACUGCUGAGCACCCAGGUGUCGCAAGGCAUGCGGUUUGCGGAUGGAGCAGAGACGCAGGGCCGCUCGCUCACGACGCUUGAUGAGACGCAGCUCGAUAGCCUGGACGAGACGCAGCUGAACAGCAUGGACGGGCGCACGUUCACGUCCGGUCGUACAGCGUCUAUGGCUUCGCCUAAGAACGCCAAAGACCUUCCUCUCGAAGACCUGGGUCGUGUUCGCGGGAAGUAG
Schizophyllum commune H4-8 is the source of this 885-nucleotide messenger RNA. RefSeq lists its product as uncharacterized. Lineage: Eukaryota; Fungi; Basidiomycota; Agaricomycetes; Agaricales; Schizophyllaceae. The record is from RefSeq and is a predicted model, not a curated record. The coding region runs from base 1 to 885 and encodes 294 amino acids. The transcript is spliced from 8 exons.